CUAUCAGCUUUGAGCAAAAUUAGUAUCUUGUAUUGGCCAAACAGACAAGCGAGCGAAGGCCUUUUUGUUGUCGUUUCUGGCAAUGAUUUAGGUCUUCAUCAAGUGUUAUUAAGCUAGGCAUAAAGUUUUACCCAUCGCUGGACAUGGAUAUCCUGGACAUCGAUGAGGCACUAAAGGAUGAUUCAUAUAUAUUUCUGGCGGAUAAGACCCACGACGAUGUCUCCAACAUAUUGCAGCAGUGGAAGACGAACAAUCAGCCGCCGUUGCAGCAAUUGCACUUGCAGUACAACAACGAGGGUAAGCCUUUUCCACACAUACCGAUGCACCCGAUCACAAACAUACACACAUGUGCAGCACAUCAUGCAGUUGCGCUUUCUAAAUCAAAUUUGGGUUAAACUGGCGGCUACGUUGACAAAGUUCAAGUCGCAUGUGGGCAGCAUUACUUGGCCAGUAGUUACCGUUGUCUUUCAAAGUGGCCGAUUGCCAUAAUUGGCAACAGCGCCAAUGUUAUUGUUACGGUAAUUAAUCAAGUCUCAAUACGCACACACACACACGCGUUCCCAUUGCAAACAGCUGUGCGUGGUACGGCAAUAAUAUUGAAGGAAAAAAACUGGCUAUGCUAAUAUGGCAAGAAUCUCGCAUUAUACGCAAACAUUAUUAUAUAAAUCCAAUUUACUUCCUGCCCAGCCAGCGAAAGUCAAUCAAGCAAUACGCAAAUAAACUAUUUGCGUACAAUUAAAUAAACAAUUACCACCGAACUAAAGACGAGGAUCAAAAAUCGAUUAGGCGAUUUAAUUUGAGUGAAAUAUUGUCAUGCUGAGCUAUUUUUAAUGAUUUUCCAAAGUGGAAUGCCAGAAUUCCAAAUAUUGCUAAAAAUAUAAGUUAAAUAAAACUAUUUACAACAAAGUUCAUACUUAAUAGUCAUUCCUGUAAAUGUAUGCAAUGGUUAAACUCAGCAUAGAUAAAUAUUUUAAAUAGCUUAAAUAAUAUAUACAAAAUAUUCUUUUAAGCGAUAACAAUAGUAGAAGUGGAAGUAAGAAAAUUACGUUAACAAACAACAAUUACUUAUAAUUAUAUAUGAAAGCUUCAGGGCGUUUAUCCAGUAAGUUAAAAAAUAGCUAAAUGCUAACUUAACGGUAAAAUAUCAAAUAGUGUGCUGAACACAUCGCUUUUGCGAAGCGUCCUUUGGAUCUUUACUAACACUAAAAAAAUUGUAAACUCCCGGAGAUUGCUAGUAGUGUGCACGGAAUUUAAUUACUGGGUUUAUUUCCUCAAAAGAUUUUGUAAUUUUACUAGUUUCCUGAAAACUUUGCGAUGCAAAUAUUUGCCACUUUCAAAUCCCACGAGCCGGACAGCCGCUUGAUCCAAAACUUCAAAAAGCACGUGAAUUCGCAGUCGCCACUUGACGAUUUGCGAAAAAAUCUAAAUGAAAAAAGUAAAAUUCGAGAAUAUGUACAAGAGCUGAUUGGAAAUGAGCAACAAAUGGGAUCCGUGCUGGACACGAUCUCUUCCACCGAAGAGGACCACCGCGUGGCCACUGUGACCGGAUGGUCCACGGUGAACAUCGCCAACUGCGCCGGCGUUUCCAAUUCUUCAAUUUUUGUGGCACUGAAGUGGGUGAUGAUGCCCAUUAAGGUGGAGAUAUUCAACUUCAAGCGAAGUGGACCGGAAGAUAAUAUGGCACGUGGACAAUUUCUGUUGGACAACCUGUUAAGCGCAAAUCGCCUAAAACGCUUGCAAGAGGAAGUAGCAGUUAUUAACACGUGCCAGAAAAUCGAGGUGCGUGUCACACCCGGUCUGCCCAAAUCGAUGAUGUGUGCCCAGAUAACAGACGAAUUUACAACUGCCAUUCAGGAGGCCCUUAGAUCACGCUAUGAGGUGGAUUCACGCACCUUAGAUCUCUCCAGGUUCCACGCCAGUCCGGAGUUGUCUCUGCACUUUUGUCCGCUGCAUAUGGUCAAGCUGCUAGAAACAGUGCUAGUUCUUUCAAACCAUUUAUUUCCCCAUGUGACCAGCCUAGUACUGAGCAACAAUUAUUUGUGUUCCCUGAAAGCGUUUGCGGGAAAUUCCCAAAGUUUUGCCAGCCUAGAGCGGUUGGACAUAAGCGCAAACAGGAUUCAAGAUUUGGGAGAACUCAAUUACAUCAACAAACUGAGUUGCAAGACGAUCUUCUUGGCAGGAAACGGUUUGGCCAAGCUAAGCGUGGACGUCAUUCGAAAAAUGCUACCACAGUUGAAAAAUGUUCAUGGCUGUGUGCAGUUGGGGGAAAGUACAGAAGCUGUUGAUAAUAUUCCGAAGUCUCAACAACUUCAAGGCGGUGGGACUAAUGGUUUAAAGUUUUGCCAGGACUUCAUAAGUUCAUACUACACUUUCUUUGACGAUACCGAAGAGCGUUUCAAACUUAAGAAGUAUUACGACGACCAAGCCAUGUUCUCGCUUAGCGUGCCGGUACAACUAAAUUAUGUCUACGGCUACAAGCUGUACAACAGAAACCAGAAGCGCCAGCAUUCCUCGUUUGCACAAAACGCCAAGCUGCAAGUGGGUAGAGCUGCGCUACUUCUCGCUUUAAGCCGCUUGCCUUUGAUGCAUACAGACUUAGAGAAUGUCGGGCUAGACAUCCAGGUGUUCACUUCGAGUCUACGCAUCUUUACGUUGACGGGAUACUUUAAGGAGAUAUCAUCGGAUACUCUGGAACCACGACGCUUUCAGCGCACAUUCGUAUUGCAGACUUCCAAUAGCCCCGGCUGGUUGAUAACCAACGACAUGCUGUGCAUAACUUCGACUAUGCCGGACCCGAAAAAAACCAUUAAAUUUAAACCAGAAACUAAUAUGAUAAAUACCGACCCGUCGGUAGAAAAAAUAAAUAAACCUGCAGUGACAGUUUUAGACAGAAAGUCUAAAGAGGAUGUCCAAAUUUCUAGACCCCUAUCAGGAAAAGAGCUGAAUCCUCUUAAUAAGGCAGUGCAGAAAAUGAGCCUUUCCCAGGUGGACCAUCUUCCCAGUGAGAACUUCAACGAUAUGCCACCAUUAGUAGCCAUUGGUCCAUUGACUACCGGGCAAAAUUGUUUGGACUAUGAAAUGGAGGAUAUUUUAGUGGCCGAUGAGAAUAACUUUGACUUGGACAUUGAUGAUGACAUCCUGUUUGGAUGCGAUGACCUUUAAAUAUGAACAAAAAAAAUUAAACAAUUCAAACAAAUAGCUUUUAGAAACCUUGCACCUAUCGGUUAAGACACCAUACAUUACUAUUCAUUACUUUAACGAGUGCAGAACUCAAGGAUCUAAUUUAUUUUUAAACUUUUAUAUUUUACGAAAGCCUUCAAAAACAAUUCGAAAACCUUUACUCGCCCAAAGCGUCGGAAUCUGGAUUUCAGCCAAAAUGGAGCGGGAAAUGACAGCGGUGUUGGAACCGGGUCGGUCGCGGGUGCCCCAGCAAUGCUUCAGCUGGAAAUUGGCGGUCUUGUCACGACGAAUAUGCACAAAUCCUUCCUGCAAGACACCUCACCGCCGUCUUCCAUCUGCUCCUCCAUGAACACUGAACGGAUGAACAACUCGCUAAUCACCUCAGCAGACUUUACGAACUUGAACUUCCUUCAAUCCACAAUUGGUCUUGAGCAGGAUCCAAACCUUACCACUACGCUUACCAACCAGACAACUGAUAACAUGGGAAUCGGCGGCAGCAUAGGCGGAUAUACGCUCAGUGACAUGAUCCGGGAUCGCAAGGCGCUGGAGUCGCUGACCAUGUGUGAGGACGAUGGGACUCUUAUCAAAGACUCGCACAUCGGGCAAAUUGACGAAAUAUCGUUGACACUGAGCAAAACUGCUUCCGGCUGCAGCACAAUGGACAACAGCACAGACAGUAUGUCCAUUCCCCUGGCCGCAGAUCGAACGAUGCCCGUUGUGGUAUCGGCAGUUUGUCCUGCCCUACAGCGUACCAUGAUUUUAGGGGAGGAGAUGAUCGGCGACACAACUUUUAACCUCGUGGAUAGCCUUACAACUUCUGCGCUGCAAUCAGAGUCUGAGUCUCUGCCAGUCGAUGGAAAUGCGACAUUCAAAAGACCCACUGCGAGUGCUACUACAGCGGACGAAACCCAGGUGCUAACAGGUAGGCAGAUGAAUACUACCUUCACCGACGGUUGCAACACUCCUGAGGGCCGCUGUGAAACGCCUGAAAAUAUUGACAGGAAGCUGGCCUUGCUCACCAUGGAAUCCUCCACACCACUUACAACAAACAUGCGCUCACACUGCUACCACAAUAACAACAAUAAUAACAAGGCAGGAUAUACCCCUACCCUAAAGGGAAGGGGAGAUAUGAACCUGUCCCCAAUUGUUGGCGCAACACCGCAAAAACCAACUGGAACCGCACCAGGGCGAUUAAACAACACCUUUGAGCCCGUGGCAAAAACAGCUCCGUUCAACGGCGAGAAGUUCGUGCUGGACACUAUGGAGCUCUUGGAGCAGAUCGAACAGCCGCUGGAUGGCACUUACAACCUGCAAAUGUCUGAACAGCACAGGCAGAUGCAAUGCGUCAUGGACUUGGCUGAGGCGGAAGUGGAGAUGCUGGCCCAGCAGGGCGACGAAGAGCAAUUCGAGAAUAUGCUUGCCGAGCUGGGCAAGGUGAAUACCCUAAACGAGGAGCAACUGAAGAUGCAAAAGUCGCUAGAUACCAUCAAACGGCGCUUCCAUAGAGAUGAGGCGGAGGCAGAGGAGCGUGAAGAGGAAUUGCAGCAGUCGGCAGCCGAAAAGGUGGACACCCCAGUUCUAAAUCAGAGCCACUCCAGCAGCAACAGCAGCGGCGGUGGUGGCGAACGGCUGCUCAGUCGCCGAAGUCGUCUCUACGACGAUGUCAACCUUAGUGCAAUGCACGGCAGUAAUGGAAGUUCGACCAGCACCAACUCUGCCUCAUUCAUCGUCCAGCGUAGAGAUAUGCCACAAGUGGAGCAGCCUGCACCAGAUCCUGAUCCCGAACCAGCGGAAGAGCCUCCAAAGUCCCAGGUGACAGCAGAGAUUGAUCCGGCAAGCUAUAAGCUGCCGGAGCGAAGAGAGCGGGAUCGCGAUCGCUUCAAGACCAUUAAGAUUUCGAAAGAAAUGCGACUGCAGCCGGAAAUUAUUGUGCCUUGUAUAGACGAUGAACCACAGCAACUCGAGGACGAGCAAAAGCAAUUAGUAGAAGAUGUUCGGUACGAGGAGGAUCAGCGACAGGGUUCACCACCGGGUCGACUUUCUCGUCGAGAUCAGACCACAGCAAUUAGCAACAACGCAGAUGCUAGUGCGAGUAACUAUCUGACCUACAAAAAACCCAAGGAAAAGAGCCUUAUCCAACGACGUCCGCAGCAGCAGGAAGCGCCUUUAUUAGCCGAGCCAGCGCCUGCGUCGACUCUUCCCCAGCCGCGUUCCUUGUCCAGGCCUCGCUACAUCAGUGGUCUUCAGAAGUUUACUACGGUGAGCAAGGCAACUUCAGCCGGAGCGGGACUAAACGCCACUCCAGCCGCUGCUAUGCCGACUACUGUUACAGUGCCGGCCAACGGUAACGGGGAGCUGAAGAGCCCUAUGGGUAUUAAAUCCAAAUCUUUCCACAACUUGUCCUCCACAAUGAGCGGCGUUGGCUCUGGAGCCCUGCCAAGACCUAGUUUGGGCGGUGGACUGCGGCGUCCCAGUGCGCAGCCGAGCAAGCUUAUGAGCGGAUUGCGUGGACCAACUCAAGCCCAAGAGGAUGACUCCGCUGUAUUUAAAGUACCGAAAUUGGUGAGUGGGCUGCGUGCUCCUGGCCUUGCCCCGAAACGAGCAGGAGCUAAUGGUUUAGCUCGACCUUCGUCCGGAUAUUACAGUCUGAGUGUUAAGACGGCACCAGAGGCAGACACUCCUGAGAGCCUCUCCUCAGCCUCUUCGCGUGGCAGCCUCUAUGGCCACAAGGACUCCGGUAGAACCGUUAACGGCGGAAAUGUUCCUCAACAGAAUCCACAGCAAACCUUCGACAUGCAGGCGCUUACCUCUAAGCUGACCCAGGUGACUACGGGAGCGACCGGCAUACCAAAGCCCUCGGGGUUGAGACCACCAUCGCAAAUAAAGCGUAGCGGUCUGCCGCGACCUUCCAGCAUUGUUAGGCGCUGAGAGCUGAUCACUUCCUCCGCCGCCGAUUGUAUGCAUAUGUCACACACCCGCCUGAACCGACUUUCCAUGUUAUCAGUAAAAUAGUCUAAAUCUAUUCUUUUUGUACUUUGUGUUCAGUUCUAUUUUUGUGUUUGUCAUCCCAGCAUAGAUGCUCAUCUUGCCUAGUGGUUUCAAGGCACUAGCAACUAUGAUUUUGAAUUAAUAUUACGACAAAUUGUGCAUUUAGUUGAACGAUACAUAAAUAGAGAACUUGGCGACUUGUAAAACAAUUACGCACUCCCAGAACCGCUUACAUUUAUAUAUAGAACAAAUACAUCAACACGAACUUUGCCUUACGAACCAUAAUAAUAAAACAAACGAUUUAGGGGAUGAGAAAGAGAAGAUUGAAGCGAGAAAUAAUAACGAUAAUGAAUUGAUAAUAACUGUAUAUUUUUGUAAAGCGAUGCAAAAAUUCUACGAACGUUAUUUUUUGUUGGAGCGGCAAAGCAAGCAAGCAAAUCGAAUAAAUAUUACUAAAUAACGAAUAUACAAUAAGAUCCUGCUCAGUGGCCACUAAACCACAAAAAAAAAGGAACGUAUAAAACCAAACUGAAAUUGAUAGUAACUGAUAAGAGUAUUGAGAAACGUGUUAAAAAUCGAACUUACAAUAUUAUCUAUUAUUAUCGCAUAUAUAUACAAAUACAAAAAAGAAAAAAAACGACAGCAAUAUACAUUGACUCAUCAGAUACUUAGACCAGAAGGUUAAUGACCUGUUUAUAUUUUGCUAUUGCUAGUUCUGAAACGAAAAUGAUCAUACUUGUAAUUUCAUGAGGUGCACAGUAUAUUACAAUUCCCUUUGUACCCCAAUGAAAAUUAUAAACUUCGGCUCUGCUGAUGUGCUAUAUACAUACAUAUUAUAUAGAUUUUUGUAAACCAUCUGAAAAAUUAAGUUUUCAGUUAUUUUCGGUUGCCAAAUUGAAAAGUGAAACUAAACUUUUGUUAGUUACCAUCGAAAAAUGUCUUAAUAAAUCUAUGCCGUAUUGGUCAAAAAUAAAAUUCCUAAAGAUCUUCAAUCUAUUGAAGCCUUUGUCCAUCACACAUGCAUAUCCUAAGUUAAGUUUAGUGCGCAUUGUUUAACCCUAAUGUAGAAUUAGUUUAAUCUGUAAGGGACAAGUAUUGUUUCACCCUCAUCAACUAACCAAUAACCACAUAACUAACCCAAACCAAGCCUCUAUUUUGUAUUCUAGCGCUAACCCAUUAAGCUUUAAUCCUAUUCGGUGAUGAUUUGCAUGGAUCGAAUUUAGUUAGCUACUAAGACUAGUAUGGAUUAUUAUUUUUGCUAACGCUUUCAUAUGAGCCUUAUAAUGCAUUGGGUCAGAUCCGUGUGGUUUUCCCAGUAUCAAGUUAAGAAUGAAACCGUUCCAG
Messenger RNA from Drosophila melanogaster (fruit fly), 7512 nucleotides. RefSeq names its product nuclear export factor 3 (gene Nxf3). Gene Ontology annotation, cellular component: nucleus. The record is from RefSeq and is marked reviewed. The transcript has 5 exons. The coding region runs from base 1315 to 3162 and encodes 615 amino acids. Lineage: Eukaryota; Metazoa; Arthropoda; Insecta; Diptera; Drosophilidae.